Messenger RNA from Syzygium oleosum, 2095 nucleotides. Its product is annotated as trimethyltridecatetraene synthase-like. The transcript has 3 exons. Lineage: Eukaryota; Viridiplantae; Streptophyta; Magnoliopsida; Myrtales; Myrtaceae. The coding region runs from base 39 to 1568 and encodes 509 amino acids. Gene Ontology annotation, molecular function: heme binding; monooxygenase activity; iron ion binding. The record is from RefSeq and is a predicted model, not a curated record.
ACCGAAAGCUUAACAACUCAACCCCUGCAUAACGCCCCAUGGAUGCUCCUUCUUGGGCGGCAUGCGGCAUUGCUUGCCUUGCGGCUGCCUCCUUCCUCCUCCUCCUCUCCGGGCACUUCCGCCGCCGUAAACUUAAGCUACCACCUGGCCCAAAACCUUGGCCCAUCAUCGGAAACCUCAAUCUCAUUGGCCCACUCCUGCAUCGCUCGCUCCACGAUCUCUCUCGCAUAUACGGGCCCAUCAUGAAGCUCCAGGUCGGCUCCUACGACAUGGUUGUGUGCUCUUCCGCCGACAUGGCCAAAGCCUUUCUCAAGACCCACGAUGCCGUUUUCGCCUACCGGCCCAAAAACGCCGCAGGCAAGUACACGGCUUAUAAUUACUCCGGCAUGACUUGGUCGCCAUAUGGGCCCUAUUUUCAACAGGCCCGUAAAAUCUUCCUUGCACAACUAUUUAGUGCCGCAAGGCUUCAAUCUUUUGAGUACAUAAGAGUGGAGGAGAUGAGGUUGUUUACAAGAAAUUUAUUUGAGGCGAAGGGCCAGUCAAUAAAUUUGAAAGACCAUCUUUCGGAUCUCAAUCUCAAUGCGGUCUGCCGCAUGGUCUUAGGGAAGAAGUACACAGAUAAGUCAGAGAGCUCCAAUAUAGUGUCGGCUGAGGAGUUCAGGAAGAUGGUUGAUGAGUUGUUCUUGCUCACUGGUGUUCUAAAUUUGGGCGAUUUCAUACCUCUGCUGGAUUUUCUCGACUUGCAGGGUUACAUAAAGAGAAUGAAGGCCGUGAACAAAAAGUUUGAUAGGUUUUUGGAGCAUGUUUUGGGUGAACAUGAGGCAAGGAGAGUUGGAGUCAAGGGUUACGAGACCAAGGAUAUGGUGGAUGUACUAUUGCAACAUGUGGACGAUCCUAAUCUUGAGGUGAAGAUCGAAAGACAUGGGGUGAAAGCCUUGACCCAGGAGUUGAUAGCCGGUGGAACAGAGGGCUCGGCUGCAUCCGUGGAGUGGGCAAUGUGCGAACUCCUGAAGAACCCUAAGAUAUUUAACAAGGCAACACAAGAGCUCGACAACAUAAUCGGAAGGGAGAGAUGGGUCCAAGAAGCGGACGUCGCAAACCUGCCUUAUUUAAAUGCCGUUAUUAGAGAAAUGAUGAGAUUGCACCCGGUGGGGGCAUUUCUUGCGCAUCGCUUUGCAAGCCAGGACUGCAAGGUCGCUGAGUACGACAUACCCAAGGGCACGAGAGUCCUAGUGAGUAAAUGGAGCAUUGGGAGAGACCCCGAAUUGUGGGACGACCCUGAAAAUUUCAGGCCUGAGAGGUUCAUUGGGAAGGCGAUCAAUGUCAAGGGACAAGACUUCGAACUCUUGCCAUUCGGUUCUGGUAGGAGAAUGUGCCCUGGUUAUAAUCUCGGUCUGAGAAUGAUUCAAACAAGCCUGGCCAAUCUUAUACAUGGGUUCACAUGGAAAUUGCCCGAGAACAUGACAAGGGAGGACCUGAACAUGGAAGAGGUUUCUGGGCUAUCCACACCCAAGAAGAUCCCAUUCAUUGCUGUUGCUGAGUCAAGGCUGCCACUUCAUCUUUAUUGAGUCUGUGUGACAUCUCACGCUUCGUCUUUCCUUUUUGUCUUUGGGGUUUAAUGAUGUUGUGGGUAUCAAAUCAAAAACCCGCUUAAGUACUUUCACGCUGUGGAAACUAAAAGAGAACCUGAGUCUUUAUGAAUUGGUAAUGAGUUCAUAUUAAGUUGUCGAUAGAGCAAUCGAUAAGUACUAGCAAACUGGUGACCGAUGCAAAUUGGCGUUUUGUGGCCGACAUGUCAUCAAUGAAAGGUGAUCAACUAAGAUAGUAGUCGAUGCACGAUGACGAGUGGUCAAUUACACUACGACAUAAGUGAAGACUGUAGAUGAGUAUCUGAAUGAGAACUGAAUUAGAAGAUAUCCGUAAAUUGUAACCGUCUAUGGAUAGUAACGUGCUGUCGUUGAACCAAGAUUGCCACUUCAAGUUUAUCAAACUCUGUGUAAAAUGGCAGGUUUGGUCUACUACGGUCAUUCUCUUUGUUCGAUUUCGUAUUUUAUUUUGGGUAUCAAAUCAAGGGACUGUCUUAAUUUUAUCCUGA